Molecule: messenger RNA, 2402 nt
Organism: Exophiala xenobiotica
Lineage: Eukaryota; Fungi; Ascomycota; Eurotiomycetes; Chaetothyriales; Herpotrichiellaceae
Exons: 3
Coding region: 137-2221 (694 amino acids)
Biological process (GO): intracellular protein transport; endoplasmic reticulum to Golgi vesicle-mediated transport
Cellular component (GO): Golgi membrane; cytosol
Molecular function (GO): syntaxin binding
Source: RefSeq, a predicted model, not a curated record
GCCUGCCUGUUUAAUGAUGCCACCAUGUCUAGAGUGCCCUCAGAUGCUUCUGUAGGACCAACAUGAGCCUCUGCCUUCGCCUGGAGAUUACGACGCUUCCAAGUAAUUUGUCGGCAGGCCCAUCUCCCCUACAACCAUGGCAGUCCGGAUUCAGACGCUGCGGGAUCGCCAGAUAGCUUCUAUUGAGCGUAUAUUAAGCUUGAACCAAGACGAACCCUCAGAGUCAGCUAAUGGCGCUGUCGACUCCUCGAACUCCUCUCAUACAACCUCCGUGCUGAACGAAAACGGCGAACCCAUUUGGAAGGUCCUCGUCUUUGACGACCUCGGACGAGAUGUCAUAAGCAGUGUUCUCAGAGUCAACGACUUGAGAAGCAAAGGUGUCACAAUACAUCUAAACAUAAAUUCCCCGCGCUAUCCUAUCCCAGAUGUCCCAGUCCUUUACCUUGUUGAACCAACUGCGGCCAAUAUUCAGCUAAUAUGCUCCGACCUCGCCCGCGGGUUAUACAGCCCUGCCUACGUCAACUUCAUCUCCUCUAUACCGCGACCGCUCCUCGAAGACUUCGCCGCUCAGAUAUCCUUGACGAAUACUGCGGAAGCGAUUGCGCAAGUGUACGAUCAAUACCUGAAUUUCAUUGUCGCUGAGCCAGACUUGUUCAGCUUGGGCUUGGGCAAAGAGUCGUAUUGGACAUUCAACAGCGCGAAAGCGGAAGCAGAUGCCCAAGAUGCUGCAAUCGACAGGAUAGUCAGUGGAUUGUUCAGUGUCAGUGUCACUAUGGGCUCCGUUCCGAUCAUAAGGUGUCCUCAGUCUGAAUUGGCCAAGAUGAUUGCGGCCAAGCUGGACCGGAAACUCAGAGACCACGUUCUAAAUUCCAAGGACAAUUUGUUCUCCUCCAAAGCCACAUCAAAUGUAUACUCGACCCCCUCGAGGCCGGUCCUCAUCAUUCUCGACCGGAACAUCGAUCUGGUGCCGAUGCUGUCACAUUCCUGGACAUAUCAAUCGCUGGUACACGACGUGCUGAAGAUGCACCUGAACAGAAUAACAGUGGACGUCGCAGAGGAGGGAGCCACAGCAUCUAAACCGCGGGCUUACGACCUGAACGCGAGCGACUUCUUCUGGGCACGAAAUGCCAGUGCGCCUUUUCCACAGGUGGCGGAGGAUAUCGACAAGGAGCUUACGCAGUACAAGGCGGAUGCUGAGGAGGUCACGAAAAAGACGGGUGUCAACAGCAUUGAAGAUCUGAACGACAGCUCAGCAUCUGCAGCGCACUUGAAGGCGGCGAUAACAUUGUUGCCGGAACUCCGUGAGCGGAAAGCGACGCUGGACAUGCACAUGAACAUUGCGACAGCUCUGCUAAAGGGUAUCAAGGAUCGACAGUUAGACAACUUUUUCCAACUGGAAGAAAAUAUCACAAAACAAACUGCCGACCAGAUGUUGGCCCUGAUAAAGUCUGACGACAAAGGGAACAACCCACUCGACAAGUUGCGGAUAUUCAUCAUAUGGUAUCUGAGCGUUGACAAAGAACCUUCAAAAUCCGAACUCUCGGAAUUCGAGGGCGCCCUGACAUCAGCGGGUGUUGGCGACGCAGUGGCAGCAAUAAAACACAUAUCAAACGUGAGACUGGAAACUAGAGGCACAAUGAUGACCUCGACCGUCACGACGUCCCAAACAUCUCAGACACCUUUGUUCGGUGGCCUUUCCUCCUUAUCCAAGAAUUUCACCGACAAGCUUUCCUCCUCGGCCCUGGGCACCGUCAACUUGGAUGCAUUGGUCUCAGGAGUCAAGAAUUUCCUGCCCGCGAACAAAGACCUUACAGUCACAAAGAUUGUCGAGUCGAUCAUGGACCCGCCAGCAGCCUCGUCUUCUGCAAUUGCAAAGACAGAAAGUUAUCUGUACUUCGACCCACGAAGUGCCCAUGCGCGCGGUACAACGGGUGCUUCAGCUCCGCCGUCUCGAAGUGGUCAGCCGUCCGGAGGUGCCAACCCAAGCUUCGGCCAGCGACGGCAGGGGUAUACAGAAGCCAUUGUUUUUACCGUGGGCGGAGGGAGCAUGGACGAGUAUGGUAACCUGCAAGAGUGGGUGAAGAGGACGUCAGGUCUGGGUGCAAGCGGCGGUGGCGUCGGCGCUGCCCCCCGGACGAGACGAGUCAUAUACGGCAGUACCGAGCUGGUCAAUGGCGAGGACUUUUUGCAGGAGCUCGUCAGGCUGGGGCGAGGUGGAUGAUCCUGGAAGUCUGUAGUCGUUCACAAGAGCAAGAUAAUGCUUCAUCGCUGAACAAGAACCAUUAAUGCUUCAGUCCGAUUGCUUCUUGCCAUGAUGAUCUAUUCAUUUUACAUCUGCAGUGAGUGAGUGCAUGCCUGCAUAGGUCAUGUCGUUCCGGUCUGAAUACAAGGCUUCAAUACUG